GCGAAAGAGACGCCAAACUACCCUUCAUAGUGAUCGCAAUCGACUGAAAAUUUUUUUCUACUAUUUAAAUAAAUUUAAAUACAAUUUAAAUGUCAAUUAUCGUCAAAUCGAAUAAAUAAUUCAUUAAAGAAUUAAGUGAAUAAUAAUAAUAACACAUAAGUAGUUAUAUUGUUAGCUAUUUUAUUUCAUGACUGUUGGAGGUUAUGUAUAGCCAUGUGGAAGGGUUGGAAAUAAUUGAAUUACAUCAUUUUUUCACAAACAUCUAAAUAAUUGUUUAUAAAAUAACAAUAACCAGUGUACUUAUUAAUUAAUGAAUAUUAUUAUUCAUUGAUAAUUUGGUGGCCACCUGUGAAUCAUUCACGUGAUCAGUCAUUUUCUUGUGCAUAUCAGCUAUAUGAAAAGUAGACUAUAAGUGAAAUAUUUAAGCAAUCAAUUUGUUUAUUAACUCAAGACUUACUGAUAUGAAUAAGCAAUUAUUGCAAUUAAAGUAUUUACGUACAUACUUAUAGUUCAUGAUUAUAAAUAAUUAGAGUGAAAAAAAUUUAUCAGAGCAUAUAAUAAAUAAAGGGUUGAAUUAUCAGUGAAUCGACAUUCUUGCAUAUUAUACUGUUGAAAAUCCUCCUUGCCCCUCAUCAUAUUUGCGUUUUUUUUGUGCUUUAUCUCUUUCUCUCUCUUUCGAAUUAUACAUGAAUGUUUUUCCGAUUCAUAUUACAUCGUGAUGUCAACCGUUAAUGUCACGCAAAUGUACUUAGUAUAAAGUGAUAACUAAGUGUAGUGAUAGUAAAGAGUAAUUAAUUCAUCACAAUCAUUUGUUUUAUUUGUUAAAAGUACGUAAUAUAUUUGGAAUUGACGUCAAUUAAAAGUGGUGAAAACUGGCGAAAACCGGAAGUGAGGGAGCAAGUAAAAUUACGCCGCGACCACCGAUGGCGGCCGCGAGCUUUCCACCAAACUUUUCCAACGUCGGCGUAAUCGAGAACUGCGCCGGCAUGGAGGCAGCGAAUGGAGCAAUAGACCACGACUUUCACAAUGCAUUAGUUCCAAUCAACGGUAGCCAUUCAGGGAGCUCCGGAAGGAGUACUCCAAAUAGUGGAGAUCCAGCACCGGGAAAACUCUUUGUUGGUGGGCUUUCAUGGCAAACUAGUAGUGAAAAGCUGAGAGAAUACUUUGGAAUGUUUGGUACAGUUACGGAUGUACUAAUUAUGAAGGAUCCAGUCACACAGCGAAGUCGCGGAUUUGGAUUCAUCACAUUUGCCGAACCUGGAAGUGUCGACAAGGUUCUCAAGUGUCCAAUUCACACUUUGGAUGGUAAGAAGAUUGACCCGAAGCACGCGACUCCUAAGAAUCGAGCUAAACAAGCGAAUCGAACGAAAAAGAUAUUCGUUGGUGGUGUAAGUCAGGAUACCAGUAGUGAUGAAGUUAAAGCUUAUUUCAAUCAAUUUGGUAAAGUUGAGGAAACCGUAAUGUUAAUGGAUCAGCAAACUAAACGACAUCGGGGUUUUGGUUUUGUUACGUUUGAGAAUGAAGAUGUUGUUGACCGAGUUUGUGAGAUACAUUUUCACACGAUCAAGAAUAAAAAAGUUGAAUGUAAAAAAGCUCAACCUAAGGAAGCUGUUCAACAAAGUGCGCUGGCUCUUGGCAAAAGGGUAGUUCUGGGAGCUUUAGGAGUACGUUUAGCACCCCAACCACCUCUUCAAGUUGCAACGGCAUCACAAAUCGUUGCUGCACAAGCUCAAGCUCAAGUACAAGCUGCAGCAGCUGCAGCUGCUGCUGCACAAGUUCAAAGUGCCGUUGCGGGCUAUGGAAAGCUUUUUGCCUCAAGCUACCCAGCGCUUUCUGCAUAUCGAUAUGCACCAUAUCCUAUUCCAGCGGCUGCUGUAGCAGCACCUCCUGCUGCUGCUGCACCACCGGCUGCUGCCACGACUGCGGCACCAACAGCUGCAGGUGCUCCUGGAAAUCCGUAUCAAGGCUACUCCCUCACUAAUGUCGAUAUGUCAAGUUUCCAAGGUGUAGAUUGGGGUUCCAUGUAUGGUAUGGGCAUGUACGUCUAAAUUUGUUUCAACUUCCAAUUUCUGCUCAUCAAUUUUUGGACCAAUUACCGCAAUUCGGGCAGAACUGAUUAUAGAUCUCAGAUUCGGAUUCAAGUCUGAUUUUUUUUUCGUCUUUCUUCGAUAUAAUUAAUUAAUUUUCAUAUCAACGAGGCUUGAUUUUAAAUUCCUAAAUUUUACUCUCAUUUAAAUCAUAACAGUUUCUUUUUUUUUCUUUAUCUGGAGAAUUUUUAAUUAUUAUUUUUUUUUCUUUUCCACAAAGAAAUUCUCCAAUUUGUCGUAUUAAAUAUCACUUGAAAAAAACCAUUAAGCAAUACAUUCUGAUAAUUAAAGAGAAGAAAAAGAGAAAGAAAAUUAAAAAAAAGAAGGUUGAAUAAUUGAAUAAAGUGGCGCAGUAAAUCGACUGUCAAUAUUUAUGAAUAAGUAAUAAUAAUUAUAUGAAUAAUAGUAUUAUAUAUUUUUUCUUUCGAAAAAAUGGAAGACAAUAUUUCUCUGCUCUCCAUCACGUUAGGGUCUUAAUAACGUUAUAAUUAUUAAAUAAAUAAUUAAUUAAAUAAUAAUGAAUAACAAUAAACAGUACUAAUAGUAAUAACAAUAAACAAUAAUCAAUGAUAUUAAUUGAAAAUAAACAAAUCAAACGGCGGCAGGUCGCGCACGAAUACAAUUAUUAAUAAAAAUUAAGACACAGUAGAAUGAUUAAAUUGUAUUGUUACACUCUACAAUUUGUUCUAUUUUUAUUAAUAGUUAAGAUCAAAUUGUUGAGUGUAAUAAACAUUCUAUUCGACUAAUCGAAGGUGAGAUAUUUCGAGCAAUAAGCAAGUUACUCAACUAUUUAUCUAUUAUUAAUUAUUAAGUAAAAAUUAAAAAAUGAUGCAUUAGCUGUAUUCAAACAAUAUAAAUAAUGGCAAUUAAUUGUCAAAAUAAUUAAUAAUAAUAAUUUAAUCGAGUAAAAAAAAAGGAAUACAAGACGAAAAUACAAUAUGGAAAAUCAUUUUUUCCAAACAAAUAAUAUCGCUAGUGAUAUAUAAUUAAUAAUUGAUCGUUUGAUUGAUAAAAUAAUUGAAUAGGAUUAUCUAAUUAAAAAAUAAUGAUAAUUGAAUAAACAACAAGUGCGAGUGAUAUAUACUAUAGGUAUUUAAUAUACAUAAGUUAUUAAUAAUAAUUAUUAUUAUUACUCGCAACUCGAGUAUUAUUAAUUUAUAAUUAACUAAUUAAUUCAUUGAUUGUAUACAUAUUCUCAAAGUCAUCACUAACUAUACGUACUUAUGAUUGGCUUGAAAGGCCACUAUGAGUGAGAUUAAUGUGGAGAAAAUCAAUUUGUAAAAUCGAAUGAGUGUUUCUGUGUGCUCUUUUUUCAUGUCUUGGUAUUAAAAAUAUCGAUUAUCGAUCAAUAAUACCUUAACUCCCAAUAUCCACAUGACUGAAAUCGACAUGACGGACUAUUAUUUAUGAAAAUUAAAUUAUUUUUUUAUAUACAUAAUGAAACGAAAAAAAAAAAAAAAUGAAAUUUAAA
Molecule: messenger RNA, 3558 nt
Organism: Chelonus insularis
Lineage: Eukaryota; Metazoa; Arthropoda; Insecta; Hymenoptera; Braconidae
Gene: msi
Product: musashi
Exons: 4
Coding region: 924-2048 (374 amino acids)
Biological process (GO): regulation of translation
Cellular component (GO): cytoplasm
Molecular function (GO): mRNA binding
Source: RefSeq, a predicted model, not a curated record